Messenger RNA from Eimeria maxima, 2685 nucleotides. RefSeq lists its product as hypothetical. The coding region runs from base 1 to 2685 and encodes 894 amino acids. The transcript is spliced from 4 exons. Gene Ontology annotation, biological process: mRNA splicing, via spliceosome. NCBI's taxonomy places the organism in Eukaryota, Apicomplexa, Conoidasida, Eucoccidiorida, Eimeriidae. Gene Ontology annotation, cellular component: cytoplasm; ASAP complex; nucleoplasm. The record is from RefSeq and is a predicted model, not a curated record.
AUGACGUCCACCGCUGCUGCAUCUCCCUACGCUGCUGCGCCCAACGGCAGCAGCAGCAGCAGCAGCAGCAGCAACAGCAGCAAUGCUUUUGCUUCUUCAUCCCCAACGCCACCUCCUGCUGCUGCAUCUAGCUCCCCCUGCGGCAAGCCCGACCCCACCACCAGCAACAACAACAACAGCAGCAGCAGCAGCAGCAUGAAUAAGCUACCUAGCAGCUUGCUGCAACGUGUAGGUUAUAUAGAUAAGCAAGCGCAUGCACGGAGCAGCAGCUGCUGCUGCUGCACAGAUAAGUAUGUCUUUAUAGGGGGAUCAGGUCUUGUAGGUACAAUAUUUAUAUACCGUAUAAUACCUCCCCAUGAACAAGACGAGCAGCAGCAGCAGCAGCAGCAGGAGGAGCAGCAGAAACAGCAACAGAAGGAGCAGCAGCAGGAUGAUGAGCAUCAACAGCAGCAGCAGCAGCAGCAGCAGCAGCAGCAGCAAGGAUUAGAGUUUAUUGGCUUAUUAGGUCGCAUGGCAUCACAAAUACAAAAAAUUAUUUUAAAUACACAAGGGGAUACUCUUCUUGCUCUUACGCAAGCAGGGCUGUGUUAUGUAUGGCCAGUAGAUGAGGGCUCAUUGACUGCCUUACAGAAUACAACAGCAGGAGCAUUAUUUCAAUCUCCUGCUGCUGCUGCUGCUGCUGCUGCAGCAGCAUGGCGAGACAGCAGCAGCAGCAGCUUAUGGGCAAGAAGGAACUGUUUCUUCCCUUCUCCGGUGUCUGAUGAACUGCUGCAGCACGGCCUGUUUGCUGCUCCUCAGGUGUAUGUGCAGCUGCUGCUGAAUUCUCCUUCCCCUCGUUGUGUCUUAGGGGCUAAUGGUCGUGGUUUUGCUGCUCUCCCCAACAGCAGCAGCAGCAACAGCAACAGCAGCAGCAACAGCAGCAGCAACAGCAGCAGCAGCACCUGUAGGGUAGGAGAUGACCUACAGACAGUAGAGUUCCUACAAGACGGACGUCUUGUUGCUGCUGCUGCUGGUGCUCCUUCUCCUUACCCUAUUGGUAUCUAUGAGACGCAGCAGGGGCAUCUACUUGCUGCUUUUGCUGCUGCUGCUGUCUUUAUUCCUACAAGGACAGGCAGCAGCAGCAGCAGCAGCAGCGGGGGUAAGGAGGAGGGCACAGCCGUGCUGCUGUGCAACUUUCCUGUAUUGGCUCUAGAUCGUUCCCGACCCCCUCCUGUUGCUGCUGCUGCAAACCCUGCAGCAGCAGCAGCAGGACAGCCAGCAGCAGCAGCAGCAGCAAAGGGGAGAUGGCUAGCAGCAGCAGCAGAUGUAGGCGGCUGCAUAGCAGCAGCAUUCAUAGAAGAUGAUAAGUUAAUGGAGCUGCAGCGUCACUAUGACAGCAGCAACAAGAAGCAGCAGCAGGCUGCUGCUGCUGCUGCUGCUGCAGGGGGUGAUGCAGCAGCAGCAGCUGCUGCUGCUGCUGAGCAGCGAGUCCCUAUAGAGCCGCAAAUCCUUCCUUUACAAGCUUUUUAUAUCAAUGAAAGAGCGGCCACUGUGGUGUCUCUUGUAUGGCGCCCAAGACGACGCAUUGUCCCUAACAGCAGCAGCAGCAGCAGCAGCAGCAGCAGCAGCAUGCAUUUGCUGCUGGGUUGCUCUGAUGGAUUUAUAAGGGUUUGCGCCUUCGUGCCGCAGGCACCGUUGAGGGUGCCACUGCAGCAGCGGCAGCUGCAGCACGAGCAGCAGCUGCAGCAGCAGCAGCAGCAGCAAAAAGUACAAUUGUUUCCGCUGCUGCGGCUGAAGAGCGUUACCCUCUCGCGUAUUGCGCGCGGCACACAGAAUGCAAGUAUUAAUGAUAUGGUGUACGUACACCUGAGCCCUCGUCGCGCAGUGCUGCUGGCGAGUUGCAACCCAGUAGAUAUGCCUGCAGAGACGUGCUGCAUCCCCUUGGGUGCGCCAAUGGUAUCAGCAGCAGCAGGAAGCAGCAGCAGCAGCAGCAGCAGCAGCGGGUUGUGUUAUGAGGUAAGAGCAGCAGAAGCAGCAGCAGAAGGACUAGAGGUAUUUAUUGAGGUGCUGCAGAUACACCCGACGUUUAUUGUGGGGCUUGCAUGCUCAGCAACAGCAGCAACUAUUGCUUCUCUUGCUGCUGAUGGGCAUCUUGUUGUUGUAGCCAGAAAGGAUGCUGUUGCUGCUGCUGCAGCUGCAGCAGCUGCUGCUGCUGCUGCAGCAGCAGCUGCUGCUGCUCCUGUUAGUGGUGAAUUGCCAGCUCAAGCCGCCAGUGCAGCAGAAGAGCCCGCUAGUCAGCAGCAGCAGCAGGAACAGCAGGUUGCUGCUUCGUAUUCAUCCUCUGGAGAGGGAUCUGCUGCUGCUGCACCCGAUGCAACAGAAGCAGCAGCAGCAGCAGGUGACGCUUCUUUUGCUGCUGCUUCUAGCGUUGAACCCGCGAAGAAGCGGCAGCACAUUUGUGAGCAGCAGCAACUUGCUGCUGAUGCUGCUGCUGACUUCGCAGAAGCAGCAGACAGUGCAGCAACAGCAGCAGACAGUGUACCAACAGCAGCAGAUAGUGCAGCAGCAGCAGAUAAUGCAGACACUGCUGCACUCGAGCAGUCACCACCACAUCCUGGUGCAGCAGCAGCAGCAGCAGAAGCAGCAGCAGCAGCAGCAGCAGCAGCAGAAGCAGAUACAGAUGAAUCUCUAUUUGGACCUUCUUAG